Molecule: messenger RNA, 4732 nt
Organism: Mobula hypostoma (lesser devil ray)
Lineage: Eukaryota; Metazoa; Chordata; Chondrichthyes; Myliobatiformes; Myliobatidae
Gene: mettl21a
Product: methyltransferase 21A, HSPA lysine
Exons: 5
Coding region: 167-823 (218 amino acids)
Biological process (GO): peptidyl-lysine methylation
Cellular component (GO): cytoplasm; cytosol
Molecular function (GO): protein-lysine N-methyltransferase activity
Source: RefSeq, a predicted model, not a curated record
ACAGCCCUGGGAGAAGGCGGGAGCUGAGAGAUAAAGAAAACUCGCUCGGCGAGUGCGGCGGUUUAGCUUCAGGGAGGGGGAAAGGAAAGGGCGGCCCACGUACGACGUCGCUGUCACCGCCGCCUCUACAAGGAGCAGUCUGCAUGAAAAUCCAGACUGGACCAUAAUGGCACUACUGCCGUAUGAUGCUGCCAUGAUACCAGAACUCCGGAAAUUCCAUGAAGCCUCUGCAACUUUCCGAUUUGCCAACCAGGACAUAGUGAUCAGGCAGAACUGGAAGCAGCUUGGGGUAGCGGCAGUGGUGUGGGAUGCAGCCAUUGUACUGUGCACAUAUCUAGAAAUGGGAGUCAUCCAGCUACAAGACCGCACUGUUAUAGAACUUGGAGCAGGAACUGGGUUGGUUGGAAUAGUUGCAGCACUUCUCGGUGCCAAUGUUACGAUCACUGAUAGAGAGGUGGCUCUACAGUUCCUGGAGUCUAAUGUCCGAGAUAACAUCCCCCAUGACCUUCAGAAUAUGGCAUGGAUCAGGGAACUAGCCUGGGGGGUAAACCUCUGCCAGUUUGAGCCCGCCAGCUAUGAUGUUAUCCUGGGGGCUGAUGUGGUUUAUCUGGAGGAGACGUUCCCAGCCUUGCUGGAGACUCUGCAAUAUCUCAGCUCUGAAAGGACCACGAUACUACUGUCCUGCCGCAUCCGGUACAAGCGGGAUCACAACUUUUUGACGAUGCUGGGAAAGCACUUCACGGUGGAGAGAGUCCAUUACGACAGCGAGAGGGAUGUUCACAUUUACAAGGCACAGAAAACAAAGUUGAAGGAAGAACUCUAAGGAAAAGAUGCUGCCUAACCUGCUGAAUGUUCCUGGAAGUGGAUUUUUCUAGCAAUACUCAGAGCUGGCGUACUUCAAGUAGCAAAACAUCAAGCUAUGUAAAGGGAUCCAGGCACUCAGCACGCUACAUCUCUGUCAACCAUUUCUGGGAAGUGACUCACAACAUUAUGUAAAAUACUUUGUAUUUUUGAAAGAAUUCAUUAAUGUGGAAAAGGUAAUUAAUGGGGUCAGGACUUGGCAAAGGUAAUGCCUCAGGGAUGUGAUUAGGUUGUAAUGUCCACAUGAUGCUGCAUGUAGCCAUUGACUAUUGAACUGAAGGUUGAGAAAUUGUAUGUGAACAUCCACAUGUCUAAUCUUAUGAUGGAGUAGUGUUAUUGAGCUUAGGGCUCUGCCAAAGUAACUGCUACGGUGAUUUCCUCACACUGUGAUGACUACAACCAAAAUGCUGGACAGAAGCAUGAAAGAUAACCCCUUAUUUGAGAUAGUAGCUCCGUAGCAGAAGUGAAACUACACUUCAGAUGGAUUCAACACCUUCAAGAGAGAAGAUUUGGAAUGAAAAGAACAAUUUGUAUUGAAGAUAUCACUUGAGUGGAUAAAGAGGAGUUAAUUAAAAAGGGAUUGGCAUGUUGGUCUUUAAGUCUUACCACUUCAUUCAUUUUCAUUUAUAGCAUGUCUGAACAAUUUGUGCAGAGUACUGUAACUUCCAAUUAUAAAUAACAGAAGGUGUGACAUGUGAUAGCACAAGCAGCUCCACUACCCAUUCUCUGCCCUCAACAAUCACCAUAAAUACGCUUUGUUCCCAAUGGCAAAAACUUGUUCUUUUUUUAAACACUGUAUGUCAUUUACAAUUGAAACUUAAAUUAAGUAAGAAACCUGACCACUUAACUGUUAAUUAUUCAACUGGAGUAGCAGUUUCACUCCAUUAGAUUUCCAUGGCUUGGGCAUAUGAUUUAAUAUAAUUGCUUCACAAGAAUAACUUAGUAGAAAACAAAAGCAGUGUUGCUUUUGAUUUCUUAAUUUUUUUUGUUUAUUCUUCAUUACCAGCACCAUUUUGUUUAAAUAUAUAAAUGAAAACUGGUGACAAAUCCUGUUAAUAAGAACAAAUGUUCUUAAAUUCUCCAUUUAAACAAUUAGUGCGGUAACCACUUAGGAUACAAAUUUAAUAUAUUUACACUGUCACGUGAAUUUUUUCAUUCACUCAAAUUUUCUCAAAGUCAUCGGGAAAACAUACAUAAUGAAAAAGUUAAAUGUUAAAAAUAGAUUUUAAAGUUAAUCGAUUUCACAGUCAGAAAGCAAAAAUGCAAUUGGUUUUGUGGUUCAAGGAAAGUCUUGUUUUCAGAUGUGUCCAUUUACCUGAUUCUGCUGUAUUCUGUGACAUUUCUGCACUUGGGCUGCUGGGAAUUUAAAACUCAGCCUUGAAUCAGGUGGUACUCUCAACAGAAAGUGAGAAAAUCAUGGAUACAAGUCUCAUGCAGAGAGAGCACAGAAUAUAAUAUUGAAGGGGUGCUGUUGUUAUGUAGAAAAACAGUACAUCACAAACCCUUCCUUGUAUGAUGUUUGUGUCAAUCAUGAUGACAAUUGAAAUGAAACUGCACAUCUGCACAUAGAAUAGAUCCCUCCAUACCCCACCUGUUCAUGUGUCUAUCUAAAUGCUUCAUAAACUUUGCUAUCAUCUCCCUUAGCAUUGUGUUCUUGGCAUCUACUACGCCAUGUAAAAACUUGCCUUAUAAUCCUUUUAAAUUUCUCUCUCUCUCUCAUCUUAAUGUAAUCUAUUUGAGAUUUCCACCCUGGAAAAAGUACUCUUGAAAGUGUUUCAUUUUAAAUAACCUGUAAAACCUAGAACCCCCCCACCGUGGAAAUAGCACCAUUUGAAAGCAGAGCAGCAAAGUUCAAGUGUUAAGUUCAACUGACAUUAAAACAGAUUAUGUGGUCAUUUACCACAAAAGGGCUCACAGAACUAUUUUGACACAUGACAGAUUAAUUUCAAUCAGAUAAAUAGAUAAAUUUCUACACGUACUGUGGAGAGCAUAUUAACUGGAUUGGAAAAAGCUGCAGAGUUGUAAACUCAGCCAGCCCCAUCAUGGCCACUAGCGUCCCCACCAUCAAGGACAUGUUGAAAAAGUGAUGCAUUAAAAAGGCAGCAUCCAUUAUUAAGGAGCUCACCACCCAGGACAUGCCCUCUUCUCAUUACUACCAUCAAGGAGGUUUGGGAGCCUGAAGACACACGGUCAAUGUUUUAGGAACAGGUUCUUCCCCUCUGCCAUCAGAUUUCUGAACGGACAAUGAACCCAUAAAUACUACCUCACUAUCUUUGUUCUCUUUUUGCACUAUUUGUUUUUAUAUACACACACACACAGUAUUAUAUAUAGCACUGUACUGAGUUGAUCUGCUGCAUUCUUGCUUAAUCUUAUGAAAUCCUGUCACAUACAAAGUAAUUGAGAUGGAGCUAGGAGACUACCAGACUGGCAGAACCAAUCAAUCAAGCCAUUUGCAACAAUAAGAAUAAUCUGGAGGCAGUAUGUCACAGUUCAAUGGGCAUAGAUCCUGGGAAUAAGAAGUGGUGGUUCAGCAUACACUAAUCACUGAGGCAACAUUCCAUCUUAAUAUUGUUGUUUCAUGUGGUUACCCUUGACUGACAACUUAAUCUUCUGUUUUGAACUGGUAAUAUUUUAACACUGUUAUUAAAUAAAGACAGGAUCACUUACCUAGGAGUCCUGCAUGUGUGUUCGUUGAGGUGAAAAUGUUCCUGCAUGAAAGCAGUAAGUUUUCUUAAACAGUAGCAGUUUGGUGUAGUUGCUAAGCAACAGUCCUCAGAUAGUCAAGAUGCACACCCGCUCCUCCUUCCCCAUCAUCCUCAACAUGGGUGUCCCCAAGGCUGUGUGCUGAGCUCACCGCUGCAUGCUCUGUCUCUAAAAGUCCUGAGCACAAAAUCCAGUGGAGUGAGUGCUGCACUGAUGGUGGUUUCCUUCUGUUGUCCAACAGCACUUAACAUCCACUGUGAAGUGCUUUGAGAGAGGUUGGUGAUUAAACACAUCAACUGCCUGAGAAACGACUUGGAUCACAACAGGUCAACAGCAGAUGCCACUUCAUUGCCUCUUCAUUCAAUCCUGGAACAUCUAGACAGCAAAGAUGCAUCCAUCAGGCUGUCCUUACAGCUCAGCAUUCAAUACUAUCAUCCCCUCAUAACUAAUCAAUAAGCUUCAAGUCCUUGGCCUCAAUACCUCCUUGUGCAAUCGGAUCUUCCAUUUCCUCACAGACCCCAGUCAGUUCAGAUUGGCAACAACAUCUCCACAAUUUCCUUCAGCACAGGUGCACCACAAGGCUGCGUCUGUAGCCCCUGCUCUACUCACUUUAUACUUAUAACUGUGAGGCUAAGCACUGCUCCAAUGCUAUAUUUAAGUUUGCCAUUGUUGGCUGAAUCAAAGGUAGUGACAAAUCAUCAGAGAGGAAGGAGAUUGAAAAUCUGUCUGAGUGGUGCCACAACAACUUCUCACUCAUGUCAGCAAGACCAAGGAGAUAAUUAUUGACUUCAGGAGGAAGAAACCAGAGAUCAAUGAGCCAGUCCUCAUCGGGGGAUCAGAGGGUGGAGAGGUUCAGCAACUUUAAAUUCCUUAGAUCCAUGCCACUAGCUUCAGGAACAGUUAUUGCCCUUCAACCAAAAGGUUCUUGAACCAGAGGGGGUAGCUUCACUCACCCCAUCACUGAACUGUUCCCACAACCUAUGGACGCACUUUCAAGGAUUCAUCUCAUGAUCUCAAUAUUAAUUGCUUAUUUACUACUAUUUCUAUCUUUUUUCCUCUUACUUUUUGUAUUUGCACAGUUUGUUUUUGUCUGCAAGUUGGUUGUUAACCAUUCUGUUGGGUGUGGUCUUUCACUGAUUCUUUGGUGUUUCUUGUAUAUACUGUGAUU